Molecule: messenger RNA, 2017 nt
Organism: Trifolium pratense (red clover)
Lineage: Eukaryota; Viridiplantae; Streptophyta; Magnoliopsida; Fabales; Fabaceae
Product: 1-aminocyclopropane-1-carboxylate oxidase homolog 1-like
Exons: 3
Coding region: 286-1404 (372 amino acids)
Source: RefSeq, a predicted model, not a curated record
GUCAGAUAGAUAUACAAGUUCUUUAGUUGUUUGGUGGCUCAAUGUAUGGCUAAAACAACCUGGUUGCAAUAUAUGGCUAAAACAAUUACGUAGGUAAUUUGGUACAAGACACGAGUUAGAACUUAGAACGGUGAUAGUAGGGACCAUGCGUUUGGGACCAUGGAUUUUUAGGGGCAUUGGCAUAGUAUAAUAGUAUAAUAUAAACAAUUCUUCUCAACAUAGACAAAUUGUGAAUUUUCAUUCUUAAAUUCACUGCAAAGUGCAAACCCACAAUAAACAACAAACAUGGGGUCUAAUACUACAGAUGAAAUUGAAGCCAACUUCAAAUUCAAUUCUGAUAAUAGGCUACAAGAACUCAAAGCAUUUGAUGAAACAAAAGCUGGUGUUAAAGGACUUGUUGAUAAAGGUAUUCUCAAAAUCCCAACCUUAUUUCAUAAUCCACCUCAUAAGUUUUCAAAGGCCACAAAUUCAACCAACAAAAAACAUACUAUUCCUGUUAUAGACUUUACAAAUAUUGGUAAAGACACAAAUGCAAGGCAAGAAAUUAUAAGCCAAGUAAGGGAAGCUUCUGAGACAUGGGGUUUCUUUCAAGUGAUCAAUCAUGGUAUUCCUUUGAAUCUUCUUGAGGAUAUGAAAGAUGGUGUAAUUAGAUUUCAUGAACAAGAUACUGAAGUGAAGAAAGUGAUGUAUACUAGAGAUCAAACAAGGCCUUUUCUUUAUAAUAGUAAUUUUGAUUUGUUUAGUUCACCAGCACCUAAUUGGAGGGAUACUUUUAUAUGCCACCUUGCUCCUAAUGCUCCCAAACCAGAAGAUUUGCCCUUAGUAUGCAGGGAUAUUAUUCUAGAAUAUGGAGCACAUGUAAUGAAACUUGGAAUUACACUCUUUGAAUUACUAUCAGAAGCCCUUGGAUUGAAUCCAAACCAUUUAAAAGACAUGGAUUGUUGUACGGGAAUGAUGUUACUUGGCCAUUACUAUCCUGCAUGUCCUGAACCAGAGUUAACUAUGGGAACCACACAACAUUCUGAUAGUAGUUUUCUCACAGUGCUUCUCCAAGAUUAUAUUGGUGGCCUUCAAAUUCUUCACCAGGACAAGUGGAUUGAUGUACCACCAAUACCUGGGGCUUUUGUUGUUAAUUUUGGUGAAGUUAUACAGCUGAUAACAAAUGACAGAUUCAAGAGUGCUGAACAUAGAGUACUGGCAAAUAGCAUUGCUCCAAGAAUAUCUGUUGCAUGUUUUUUCAGGGCAAGUCUUAGAGCACAGGAAAAGUUCUAUGGACCUAUAAAAGAAUUAUUAUCAGAAGAUAACCCUCCAAAAUAUAGAGAAACCACUUUUGAUGAUUAUUUAGCCUACUACAAUGGAAAAGGACUUGAUGGAACCUCUGCUCUUCAACAUUUCAAGCUUUGAGUUGGUUGUUGUGGAUUGAGCUUGUUUUUUAGCAUGAUAUAAAUGAAUAAACUAAAUUAGUUGGAAAACAAUAAUAUUUGCCAUGUUCAAUAUAAGGAAUUUCGAAAAUGCAGCUUCAAUUUAUGUGUAUGUCAUGUUCAUUUGUGGCAUAUCUAAAAUAAAGAGAAUAAAGCACUAUAAAAAUUAACUUUCUCUGUAAUCUUAUAAAAUACAACAUUUCUCUCCUAUAUUUUAGAGACCUGCAUACGCCCGCAUGCAACCGCCCAUGUCUAAUUUUUCGCAAUUGUUUACCCGAGACCUGAACCGCAUCGACCAAAUGCUUCAAUAUGUUGUCUGCUAUAUCGGUUUCGAGUCGGAUCGCGGGUCCGUGCUUAGCCCUACCUCUAUUUGUAUUGUUAUGUUAAAGCACCUGUAUAUUAUAUUCUAAAUCUGUAAUAUGAAAGUGUUAUGGUGAAUGAUUCAAGUACUUUAUAAUAAAAAAAGUCUUUAUUAUUGAGAUGUGUUAUUCCUUGUAUAUAAUUAUGUUUUUAUAAGGAUUAACUUGGUCCGGAUUUAGUCCCUUGAGUUUUGUAAAUUAAGUUUUCAUUAUAUAUAAUGUCAAGUAAUCGAGUCA